This is a messenger RNA of Insectozyma verbasci, 447 nucleotides long. The record is from the annotation of a GenBank genome assembly. NCBI's taxonomy places the organism in Eukaryota, Fungi, Ascomycota, Pichiomycetes, Serinales, Debaryomycetaceae.
AUGUCAUCUGCAAAAUUAAGAAGACUGUUUCCAACUUUAAAACAAUUACAACAAUCUAUAAAAACAGAAUUAAUUGAAAUUGAAAAAUCAACACAACAAUCAAUAAAUGAAGCAAACGCUAAAAAGUUAAAAUCAUAUUAUAAUUAUUUAAAACAUUCACAACCAACUAAAAUUAAAGAAAUAAAUGAAAAGAUAAAAGCAUUAGAAAAUGAAACAAAACAAUUAGGUAAUGAAUUAAAAGAUACAACUACUUAUAAUGAUAUAAUAGAUCGACAAUUAUCAAAUGAACAUCAAAUAUUAAAUAAUUUACAAAAUGUUCAAAUAUUUCUUAAAAAUCAACGUGAAUAUUUUAAUUUAUUAUUAAGAUAUAAUCCAGGAUUACUGAUGGAUAAAGGUGAAAAUGUAUCAAAAUCAGCAAAUAGAGUUGGUUUACAAGUUCCUCAAUAA